CUUGUAUCGCUCCUCGUACUCUCUUGCUAGGUCUGUUCGUCGUCGUCGUCGUCGUCGUCGCGUAUCCGCCUCAAUUGAUUAAUAUAAUUUUUGGUCUUCGCAAAAGCCGCGGUGUGAAAAGUGGUUCCAGAUUCCGGAUUGUGCAUGCAAGUGAGUGUGUUGGGUGUGUGCCACCAGCUGCCGGGGACGAAGCGUGCGGAUUGUAUUCGUCGGUUGUUGUUCCGACUGGUUCCAUUCCGCCUCGAACUCGAAUGAUGGCGUAACGGGGAAUCUGCGCUGGAUGCUGCUGCUGCUGCUGGUUUGAUAUCUUCGGAUUAUUCUGUCACCUCUACUGGCCAGGGAGCACGGGUUUCACAUUUACUGGAGCAUCUUUUAUUUUCGGAGGGUGAGGGCAUAUUCUGACUAUUGUUGGACUCGUUAAAGUGUAAGUGGUAAGAACGAGUUCAGGAUGUCCACCUUCGACGUGUACGAUCGGGCAGCCUGGUACUUUGGGUCGAUGAACCGCCAGGACGCGACAGAUUUGCUGAUGAACGAGCGCGAAAGUGGGGUGUUUCUGGUCCGGGACAGCACGACCAUCGUCGGCGAUUACGUGCUGUGUGUGCGCGAGGACUCGAAAGUUAGCCAUUACAUUAUCAACAAACUUCCGUCGGACGACGGGUGUUUCGUGUUCCGGAUCGGGGACCAGACGUUUGCCGAUUUGCCAGAUUUGCUGACGUUCUACAAGUUGCACUAUUUGGACACGACGCCGCUGCGGAGACCGGCGAUUCGGCGCUGCGAGAAAGUGAUAGGAAAGUUCGACUUUGAGGGCAGCGAUCCGGACGAUUUGCCCUUUAAGAAGGGUGAAAUACUGGAGAUUCUCAACAAGGACGAAGAGCAGUGGUGGACGGCGAGGAAUGGACGCGGCCAGGCGGGUCAGAUUCCGGUACCGUACGUGACCCGGUACGAGGACAACAUCCUGGACAGGCCACCAAAUGCGACGGGAGGAGGAGGAGGAGGUGGUGGUGGAGCCGGUCCAAAUGUUCACCAUCAUGCGCCACCCUCCGGAAUGCACAACCACCAUCACCAGUCGGAGAAUUCGAACAUUUUCCGGUCAAACCUGAACCGACAGCUGCCGGCGCUGGCCCGGGUCAAGCAGGAGCGCGUUCCGAACGCGUACGACGAGACGGCGCUUAAGCUGAACGUGGGCGACGUCAUCAAGGUCAUCAAGACGAACAUCAACGGUCAGUGGGAGGGCGAACUGCGCGGCAAGGUAGGUCACUUUCCCUUCACCCACGUGGAGUUUAUCGACGACGAUGUCCACGGAUGGAGCGGACACUAGGCGCGGGAGGGCGUGUUAGGAUUCUUUUUUGUUUUCUUCUUUGUGUAGUUUUUUCUCUUUUCUUUUCACAUUGAGUGAGGAAUUUAUUUAAUUGUACAGAUUAUUUUAUAUGCGUAUCGUGUAGGAUGUAUGUUUCAAGUCAUUUAUAUUUUAUGUUUAAUGUUUAGUAAGUGAGAACAAUAGGCAGCCGAUGUAAACGCGGGGGCAGGUGUAUAGAAAGAGUUAAGAUAUAUAAAAAAAAAACAGAAACCAUUCUAAACUGACAAGAUUGUGAAACACCCAAAUUAUUAUAUUAUAAUAAUGGAUAAAACUACAAAAUAUAUAUAUUUAUCAGUCGCGCCAAACACACAAGGUUAAACAGCCGCCAAAAACAACGAUUCCAUCAAAUGAAGGUAUAAAUUUACUCGGCAUCCGGACGGACAGUGGUAGCGUUAACAAGUCAGACAAGUCAUACUUCGCGUGAAUAUUAGCUUAAAAGUGUCUUACCGAUCGGUUUGGGUUUAAUCCGGGAGUCGUCGGUUAGGGUUUUGUGGGCACAAAUCAAUAAAACAACUUUUUUUGUAUUAAAUUCAGUUUCGUGGAAUUGAUCAAAGUAAGCCAACAAAAAUUAUAAUCAUAUUUUGAAGUCUAUCAAGCCGCAGUAGGCAGCAAAAAAAAAACUCGAAAGAGCACUUUAAUGAGCACUCACUGGGGGAAAUGGCCGGCAGUUAAGUUGUGGGACUGACAAAAUCUCGAUAUGUGUGCGAAGCUUGAUUAUACUUCAAAUGUUCAAACAUGUCAAUAAAAUAAAA
Molecule: messenger RNA, 2109 nt
Organism: Culex quinquefasciatus (southern house mosquito)
Lineage: Eukaryota; Metazoa; Arthropoda; Insecta; Diptera; Culicidae
Gene: Crk
Product: adapter molecule Crk
Exons: 3
Coding region: 449-1318 (289 amino acids)
Molecular function (GO): protein binding
Source: RefSeq, a predicted model, not a curated record